UCAGACCUGCACCGAGACCUGGACUCUUCACGGGCUGUGCUCAGCAUCGAAAAACCAGGGUUUUUUGUUGUUGUUGUUGUUUUUUUUUUGACGGACGUUGUUUUGUUUUUUCGCUCGGUUUCAGUUCGGUGAUGUUUAUUGUGCUUUUCCAGUUUUUUUUGACGUCGGUAGGAAGAUGAGAGAGAGAGAGACGGAGACUCAGGGAAACUCAACCUGCCUGUCAGUUGGACUCAGGGAGAUUGAAGAUAACGUCGUCGAGCAGUAAGAGACGCUCUUCUUCCUCAAAACAUGGGACAUAACUCACUGAAGGAAAUCGAGUUAAAGAUUCCUUAUCGAUCUGUGGGACCUUACAACACCUCAGACUCACUGUAAAUUGACACACAAGCACACUGCGACAAGUUGUGACAAGUCGUAAGAUUGCGCUCGCAGGUAUUUUAUCUCGAGGCAAGAGGCUGACGGAUCACAAUGCCAGACGAGUCCAGAACUUUCCAGGAUGAAUUCAGGCCCGGACAAGAAGCAGCACAGAUAGCCUUAGUGCCAAACAUUGUUGUCGUCCCCAGCGACGGCAAAGGCAAAGCUAGUACCUUGGAGCCCAAAAGAGACGGCCUCAAACAGCAAGAUGUUCCUGGAGGGAGUCCGGCAGGACUUGGUGCGUCCCCGGUUUCCGUGGAGUUGGGCGAGGUGAAGACGGCCGUUCCCGAACCUCUCAAGGCCAUUUCUUUGUUGAAGGGGAGAGAAGUGAGCAUGGAUCAGGAGUCCCCGGUUGAUCCAUCGGGCAUUAAGCUACACAGCGACAUGAACCUUCCACUGCAGGCAAACAGCUGCACCGACUCGGACUACAGCAGCACCAAGUCCAGCCCCGGUUACGCCUGCAGCAGCUUCGGCACGGACCUCUACGACGGAGAGCUGCUGGAGCUCGACAAAAGGAAGUUGGAGAAGACGAGCUCCAUUUCCCCCGUCAACCUGUCUGGGACCAGCCUAGAUUCGGACAAGGCCAAGAAGAGCAACCUGGACUUUAACGGAGGCGAUUCCAUGUUGGACCUGACUGGCAAAUCGAAAGCGGAAAACUCGACCAAUGGAAGUUCACCCAGGUCGUCCAUCGUUAGGCAAACCAGAGACAGCAUGGACAUCGGAUCCGGGCGGUACCUCGAGGACGACUACGUCGACAGGCAGAGCACCCGGUCUAGACGGAGUGUGAAAGAAGGGGUGUUUUGCUGCUAUCAGGCCACGAACAGAGCUUUCUUGCGCUGCGUUGAGGAGACUCCAGCCAUGCUCGGCCUGCUGCUGUCCAUCAUCUUCUGCGUGGUCAUCAUCAUCGUCAUUCCUGCUACUGGAAGGACAGAAGAACCGUACCUUGGCGAUCACGUCGGUGCCCUGUCGGUGGUGUGCGUGGUUCUCUGUCUGAACGUGAUCUUGAUCGCCUGCUUGCCCUGGGUGGCCACAGUGAGACGCUGUGGAGGAGCGCUGGCGCUCUUCGUCUGGGGGAUGCUUUACGUCACGGCGAUAGUCUUCAUCUUCACAGGGGGAGAGGUGAAUGCAUGGGAACAGGUGGCGUUUUUCCUCUUCCUGUCUCUGAGUGUUUACACGGUCCUGCCCCUCUCUCUGACCUGGGCCCUCAUAGUUGGGAUAGGAAGCAGUGUUUCUCACAUCAUCAUCAUCAGUGUGUAUGUCCCUGUCAAGAAUGCUAACACUCGUCCAAACAUUCCACAACUGGCCGAGCAGCUGGUGGCGAACGCCGUGCUGUUCGUGUGCGUCAACUGCUUCGGGGUCUUCCACCUGUGGAUGACCGAGAACGACCUCAGGGCAUCCAACAAGAAGCGGGAAGAGUUCAGCGCUGUGCGCUCCCAGAAGGAAGUGAAGAAGUAUCAGCAGGAGGGCCUCUUGCUGUCGGUGUUGCCACGCUACAUCGCCGUGGAGCUGAAAAGUGAGAUCAUCAAGAGGCUGUCCAAGCCGAAGGGCGACGAGGCGAAAGAAAUCAGCAACCACCCCAACUUUCACAGCCUUUACAUUCGGCAGCACAGGGAUGUCAGCAUCCUGUACGCAGACAUUGUCGGCUUCACGAAGCUAGCGAGCACCUGUACGCCCGAGGAGCUGGUCGGGGUCCUCAACAAGCUUUUUGGCAAAUUUGAUGACAUCGCAAAGAAGAACGAGUGUCUCCGCAUCAAGAUCCUGGGGGACUGCUACUAUUGUGUUUCCGGCCUCCCUGACCCCAUUCCCACCCACGCCAUCAACUGCGUUCGGAUGGGCCUGGACAUGUGCACCGCCAUCAAUGAACUUAGACGGGCUACAGAAGUGGAUAUCAACAUGAGGGUUGGCGUUCACACUGGCAAUGUGCUCUCUGGUGUGAUUGGCUCUCAGAAGUGGCAGUAUGACGUCUGGUCAAAUGAUGUUACCUUAGCCAAUCUAAUGGAGUCCGGAGGCCUUCCUGGGCGAGUCCACAUAACAGAAGAAACCCUGCUGCACCUGAAUGGAGCGUACGAGGUGGAGGACGGGGAUGGGGAAAGUCGAAAUAUUCACCUGUACGGGAGAAAAACAUUCCUGGUUAUUGACCCCAACAAACCAAGCAGCGUUCCGCGAAGGCCUAAUCUGGCAGCGGGUGAGAACAAGCAGCGGGCGUCCGUCCGAAUGUCUCAGUACCUCAAAUCUUGGAAGACCAUCCACCCUUUCGCCGACCUGAGCAACCCACAGAAAAAGAAGGCCUGCAAGCCUCUCAAAGAUGUCGUAACGCGUACACGACUGACAUCGGAGGAAGAACAAUCUUUUUACAACAAUCCCAACCGUCUGUCUAUCGAUAGCAGCAUAAAGGGAUCACUUGACACAGUGGACAUAACUGGGAAGAAAGUGAAGAAACUCAACUGGUUGACUCUGUUGUUUAAUGACUUCAGUGUAGAGAAACAGUUCCGCCUGUCAAAGGUGACAAAUUUGCACUACUCAGUGAGCUGCAUUGUCAUCAUUUUCGUGUCUCUUUUCACCGUCCAGAUGCUUGUCUCUGAAAAGAACUUUCAAAUGGCAGUGUCCUACGGUGUGACCUUUCCUGUAAUGGUGGCACUUCUGGUCAUUUCUUUUGUUGCAUACAUGAAGAAAUUGCACUCCAAGUUGCCAUUGAAUGUCCAGUGGGUAGUGAAGCUGUCACGCAACUUCCUUGCCAGGGCGGUGCUGCGGCUUUUCCUCGUCACUCUGUGUGUCCUCAUCACUUUGCUCAUGGCCUUCCUCAACUUGAUCGUCCUCCCAGCAAGGAACUGCACGUCGGUCACUAACACCACGUAUUUAGGAGGACACAGACUGUAUAAUCUGCCUUACUACCUGUACUGCUGCCUGCUGGCCAUGCUGGGAGUGAUGGUGUUUGUUAGGAUCUGCUUCUCUGUGAAGGGAUUCCUGCUCACGCUGGCUGUGGUGGUGUACCUGGCCCUCUUCCUCAAAGUCUACGAAAACGAGUCCAGUUGCCUUGUGGAUGUGUACUACGAUAAAAAUCACACACAUGUCGGGGUGCUGAAAGACCCUCAGAUCAUGUCCGGGAUCUGGCUGGUCCUCUUUUACAUCGUGUGCCUCAUUCUGGCCAGACGGGACGAGCUGACGUGUCGCGUAGACUUCCUGUUGGAGUGCUGCUUCCAAACAGAGCGCGAGGAGAUGGAGACCAUGGAGAACGUCAACAAGCUCCUCCUGGAGAACGUCAUGCCACUUCACGUCGCCUCCUUCUUCAUGGGCAAAGCCGUCGACAAUCAAGACCUGUACAGCGAAUCAUACGACUGCGUGUGUGUGCUGUUCGCGUCGUUGCCUCAGUUCAAAGAGUUUUACAGCGAGAGCAGCGCCAACGGAGACGGCCUGGAGUGUCUUCGCUUCCUCAACGAGAUCAUACUGGACUUCGAUGGCCUUCUGUCGAAGCCCAAAUUCUCUUCCGUUGAGAAGAUUAAGACGAUCGGCAGCACUUACAUGGCUGCUGCAGGACUAAGACACAGCCCUGUAGGAGAAGACAAUAAGAAAGUCGACAUGACCUACAUCACUGUCCGCACCAUGGUGGAGUUUGCAAUAGCUAUGAUGAGCAAACUGGAAAACCUCAACCAGCACUCUUUCAACAACUUUAAACUCCGAAUCGGAGUGAAUCACGGCCCAGUGAUCGCCGGAGUUAUCGGCGCCCACAAACCUCAGUAUGACAUCUGGGGGAACUCUGUUAAUGUUGCCAGUAGGAUGGAAAGCACAGGGGAACUGGAGAAGAUACAGGUGACGGAGGAGACCUCCCAAAUUAUCCAGAGCGUGGGGUACGACGUCACGCUCCGAGGAAAAGUCAACGUGAAGGGGAAAGGAGAACUCACUACCUACUUCGUCAAAACCGACCAUUCGACUCCUCAGUUCUAAUGGAUCUUAGACCGACUCCCGCGGCUCGGUCUGCCUUAAAGAACACGGCGCCGGAUGAGUCAUUCUGGUUCCCGCACAACCAGUGGCUGAGACUUAAAGGAAGACAGCCGCUGCAUUUUCGCACCAGAUGCUGACUCAACGACGAAACAGGAUCAUGGCAACAGAACUCGUUUUCACAGGACGAGACAGUGAAGACGAUCCAUCCUGACUGCUGAAAACGAAACACAAAUGGCGUCUGGAAGGAGAACUCUCCCACCUCAUGGACCUCUAAAAAGCCUGCCAGGCACGCUCUGCAUUGUACUGUAUCAUUCUAUAUACUGAAAAAUAUUUUUAAUGGGAGAACUCACCAAGGCUGGAUCACGUUCGUCACCAAAUUCCUAAAUAUUGCUGAUUUAGGUUCAACGGAAACACAGUGACCAAAUACUGUUGUAAGAGAAAAGCUCGCGGCUUACAAAAGAAACUUGGUCUUCCUCGAAAAACAAAUGUCUGACUUGAAAGAAUGACAUUUGUCAUGUAUUCAAAAUAAUUUUUGUAUGUCACUUCUAUAUUGGGGGAUACGUUUUACCUUAUGGAUUUGAUUUAUUGAAAUGCACUGGUUUAACGUAGGGACCAAAAAAUGUUUUUCAUUCCAACAACCUGUUAUAAUAGGAAAAACAUGCACAUUCCUGAUUACAGAGAUGGAAAAUUGGGAAGAACGUAAAAACAAAACAAAAAAAUUUUUUUUUGUUGCCCCAUUCUCAAAAUGAGUGGACCAAUAGAUAAGAGUGUCAAAAAAAAAGAAGUAGAGUUUGCACAGAAAUGAACUUUUAUUGUUUACCUUUUUAGUCUGAGAUGCUGUAGAUGGAGUGGGGUGGAAUUUUUUUUUUUUUUUUACACUUUGCACAGCCUGAAGGGUUGGGAUCCCAGAGUAUGACGUCACUGGUGACAUUCCUGGGAUGCGGUCGCUGUGAGCCCUGAUGCUUCAAACUACUGUUUCAAAUAAUGUCUCAAACUGACACGACUCGAGCUGGAAAAAAAAAAAAAAAAACUCAACACACGCGUGACAUGAUUCCAUGAAAACUUACAUGACAUUGCACUUUUGGACUUGUGAUUGAAGGAUGAACUGUAACUUGUAUGUUUGUGUCGUAUUGAGGGAAUGCUGAGAACUGUGAAUGAGGGGGCGGGGGGGAAAGCUUUAUUAGUAUGAAAAUAUAUUUUUUCUAUUCUAUUUAUAUAAACUAAUAAUGAUAAUUAAA
Poeciliopsis prolifica (blackstripe livebearer) is the source of this 5588-nucleotide messenger RNA. Its product is annotated as adenylate cyclase type 2-like. Gene Ontology annotation, biological process: intracellular signal transduction; adenylate cyclase-activating G protein-coupled receptor signaling pathway; adenylate cyclase-inhibiting G protein-coupled receptor signaling pathway. The record is from RefSeq and is a predicted model, not a curated record. Gene Ontology annotation, cellular component: plasma membrane. NCBI's taxonomy places the organism in Eukaryota, Metazoa, Chordata, Actinopteri, Cyprinodontiformes, Poeciliidae. Gene Ontology annotation, molecular function: adenylate cyclase activity.